AUGUCUACUAACCCGAACCCCCAAAAUAUUUCAUGUCUCAAAACUCUCACAUUGAAUAUUCUUAAGAAUAGCUCUCUGGAUAUUAUUGCAAAAGGCAUUGAAGUUCCAGAACUAGAUCCAUGCUCAAGUUGUCUUGAGGAUUAUAUAAAAGAUCUCCCACAAUGCCCUAAAUGUGCAAUGGAAAUUGAAUCUAUUGAUUAUGUGCAUUCUGGCACUUCUGAGCAAAAAGGUAUAAAAAAAGAACCUACAAAUCUAAAGAAAUUAAUUGAUGAGUUGACUACCGAAAAUUUAGAUUCUACAGAAAAUAUUAUUACACAGUCAAGUUCAGUACCUACCGGUGAAAAUAAUCCUGAGUCAGUUGAUUUUCUUAACUUAUAUCGUCAGAUUGUAAAAGCUGAAGAUGGUAAUAAAAAAGCCAUUCAAAAUGUUAUUAGAACCUAUUAUAAUUUUGGCCAUGAUCUUAAAAAACGUCUUAAAUACUAUAAAAAAAAUCACAAAAAACAAGCAGUUGGUGUUUAUCCUAUUGAGAGUGAGGAUUGCGAAUUGGAUAUUACUUUAUUUAUUCCGAUGAAUGAUGAAGAGAGAGAUCCUAAUUCACAAUCGAUUUUUGAAACAAAUGAGUAUUAUUGUGUUGGCGGAAAAAUCGUGCUUGGAUCUUACAAUGGAAAUUUAAGAUUAAAAAUGACUGUUGCAUCCUCAACUCACCUUUCAAUUAAAAAAGAUUUCGGUUCAAAUAGGUGUCCAUUAAAAGUUUCGCUUGUUGGUGUUGCUCAGGAUGCACCUAAAGAGAUUAAUCGUGAAAACGCAAUACUUAAUGUAUUAGUAAAUGAUUAUGCCAGGCAAAUUUACAUGCUUUUUGUUGUAGGGCAAAUGGAGAUUAUUGAAAAGGAUUUAUAUGUGUAUGCCGUCGAUAUUUCUUAUGUUGAUACUGGUUCUGCAACAAAGAAGAAA
Messenger RNA from Dentiscutata erythropus, 951 nucleotides. Lineage: Eukaryota; Fungi; Glomeromycota; Glomeromycetes; Diversisporales; Gigasporaceae. The record is from the annotation of a GenBank genome assembly.